GGGUGAUCCCCUACGACGGGGCUGCGCUUUAGAUUGGUGGUCGCCUUGGACGUCUGUGGCUGACCUGUUGGCCGGGAAUGGACCAACAGGACAAAGCGGCAACAGUGGUGAUGGCCUCACGGCCGCAAACACCACAACUUCAGGAGCCAGUGACUUUCCGAGACGUGGCUGUGGACUUUACCCAAGAGGAGUGGGGACAGCUGGACCCUACCCAGAGGACUCUGUAUCGUGACGUAAUGCUGGAGACCUUUGGGCACCUCCUCUCUGUGGGUCCUGAUCUUCCCAAACCUGCAGUUAUCUCCCAGCUGGAACAAGGUGCUGAGCUGUGGGUGGCAGACAGAGGAGGCACCCGGGCCUGCCGUCCAGGCUGGAUUCUUGAACCAGAAGACCACACAUCGCUCAAGGAGCAGGGCCUCCCUAAAAAGGAACCAUCCCCCAUUACAGCAAGGGAUUCCAUGACAGGGAUAGAUCGGGAAAGUGAUGGCCAGAAGCAGGCACUGAAGAGGGACCAGAGUAGCUUAGGGUACUUGAAAGGCCUCAAAGAGAUACCAGUCCAUAGUCAAAGCUCUGGAAAGGCUGGACUCGGGGAAACCUGUGUUCUUAGGUUAAACAUGGAUUCAUUCCCAGACACUUCUAGAAGACAAUAUGGCUCUACUAAUGACUCACAAGUUCAAAAUUCAGAACAUAAACCAAGCUUAGUCAGUCAGCAGACAGACUCCCCAGCAACACAGUCCUUUGAAGACAAUGGCUGCCAAAAGGCCUUUGAUCGGAUUAUGACCGUUAAAGAACUCACAAAAGGUCAGCUGCAAGAUAAACCCUAUAAGUGUACCGAUUGUGGGAAGUCAUUUAACCAUAAUGCACAUCUCACAGUGCACAAGAGAAUCCAUACAGGAGAGAGACCUUACAUGUGCAAAGAGUGUGGGAAAGCCUUCAGCCAGAACUCCUCCCUUGUUCAACAUCAGCGAAUCCACACCGGAGACAAGCCCUACAAGUGUGAGGAAUGUGGAAAAUCUUUUUGCCACAGUACACACCUCACGGUCCACAGGAGAAUUCACACUGGAGAGAAACCCUACGAGUGUCAGGACUGUGGGAGGGCCUUCAAUCAGAAUUCAUCCCUGGGGCGGCACAAGAGGACACACACUGGGGAGAAGCCGUACACCUGCAGUGUUUGUGGGAAAUCCUUCUCCAGGACCACGUGCCUGUUCCUGCACCUGCGGACUCACACUGAGGAGAGGCCGUACGAGUGUAAUCACUGUGGAAAGGGCUUCAGGCACAGCUCCUCCCUGGCCCAGCAUCAGCGGAAGCACGCUGGGGAGAAGCCCUAUGAGUGUCAACAGAGGCUGAUCUUUGCGCAGACAGCAGCUUUCAUGAAGCACGGGUGGACAGAGCCCGUCAGCUGCGACCCGCCAUUGAAUCAGGAUGAACGGACUCAGCGGAGCGACAGGCCCUUUAAAUGUAAUCAGUGUGGAAAAUGUUUCAUUCAGAGCUCUCACCUCAUCCGACAUCAGAUAACCCACAACAGAGAGGAAGGAACACGUGGACGGAGCCGAAGACGGGGCCAGCCUUGUGGGCGGGGCUCAAAACUCCUUCGGAAUGCACGCUCAACUUCCAGAGAGCUUCCUGUGGCCCAGGCCAAGGUAGGACAAGCAAGCAGAGCCCUGGCCUUGUUCGACCUCCGUGAAAUUAUGCAGGAGAAAAGCCCUGUGCAUGUAAUUGGGGUAGAAGAACCUUCAGUGGGCAGUUCCAUGCUAUUUGACAUCAAAGACUCUACCUAGGAAGGUAACUCUUCAGAUACCUUUUGAGUUACCGAGCACAAACGUAAGUCCACACAGUGUAUUGGUGGCGUGAGAAGAUGGCAUAAUGUCAGUGGUGACCUCCGACUUCAAAAGGAAGUUGAGGUUGGUAGUUCUCAAAUG
Messenger RNA from Acomys russatus (golden spiny mouse), 1916 nucleotides. RefSeq names its product zinc finger protein 8 (gene Znf8). NCBI's taxonomy places the organism in Eukaryota, Metazoa, Chordata, Mammalia, Rodentia, Muridae. Gene Ontology annotation, biological process: regulation of DNA-templated transcription. The transcript is spliced from 4 exons. The coding region runs from base 78 to 1775 and encodes 565 amino acids. The record is from RefSeq and is a predicted model, not a curated record.